AUGCGCCAAGGUGUUCUUCGGGCGAAAUCAUGAGAGGCUUCACACUGUUGGUGUUCGCGCUGGUGGCCCUGGCCGCCGCCGCGCAUGCGCAGAAGACUGAGAAGAGGUCGCAGGCAUGCGAGGAGGCGGGAGGAAAGUGCGCGAGCAAGUGUCAGAGGAAGUCUCUGGACGACAUUUCCUGUGCGAAGGGACUGACCUGCUGCAAGCUCUCGAGAAAGCAAAUGAAGAAGAAACAGCAAAAACUCAAGCAAAAGGAACGGAAGGCAUCCAAGAGACAAAGGAAGAACGAGAAGAGGAUGAAAUUAAAGAAAGAAAACAAAGGUGAGAAGGAAGUCAAAGGGAGAGGCAGAAAAGUUGCUAAAGAAGAAGGACAAAGGAGAAAACUAAAGCCCAAAAACCUGAACAAGAUAAGAAUUCACUGAAAAAGGUCAGCUUAUCAGGCAGAAAAGCUGCUGAAGAUACAGACAAAAGGAAAAACAAAUGCAAAACUAGGAAGAGAUGCAGAAAAUUGGCAGGAGUUUGUCAGUCCAAGAAAAUGGCAUGCGUCGGCGGCAAGAAGUUGAAAGGCACGAAGUUAUGUAACAAGAAAAAGUGUCGCUGCUGCGCCCCUAAAUCAUCACUAUGCAAGGAAAAGAAAUGGUGCAAGAAACGGGCGGAA
Penaeus vannamei (Pacific white shrimp) is the source of this 658-nucleotide messenger RNA. The record is from RefSeq and is a predicted model, not a curated record. Lineage: Eukaryota; Metazoa; Arthropoda; Malacostraca; Decapoda; Penaeidae.